This is a messenger RNA of Tetrahymena thermophila SB210, 3212 nucleotides long. RefSeq lists its product as hypothetical. Lineage: Eukaryota; Ciliophora; Oligohymenophorea; Hymenostomatida; Tetrahymenidae. The transcript has 12 exons. The record is from RefSeq and is a predicted model, not a curated record.
UAUUUUUUAUAUUUUACCUAUUAAUUAAAUAUUCAUAUAACUUUAAAAACCAUCUAAAUUUAAUAUUAUUUAUUACUCACUCACUCAUACAAUUAAAACACUAUUUAAGUCUUCAACCGAUUUUGAAAAAUUUAUUUAUGCCUUUAAAGAUACAAUGAUUACGGUAGAUACUAUAAAGCACAAGAGAUAAGAAAGAGUCAUGAAAAGCAUGACUACUACUUCUCUAAAUUCCAAAAAAAUUGAAAUUCCAAACAAUAUAAGAGAAAUCCUUAGAUCUGUCAAUAGUAGGAUAGAUGUAGAAUAGGAAGCAAAAAGGGAUGUCAUUAAUAAAAUUGAAAAUAAUGAAAUGAACACAAUCAAAUUCUAUGACAUAAUGCAAGUUGAUAAUUUAGGCAAAAAGAAGGGCAAGGGAAAUUUUAAAUCAAGGAGAUAUCCUUCAGAUCUUGCUCUUAUUAGAGGCACAAAAUUUUUUUCUAAACCUAAUUACAGUAAUUUUGAGUAAAGCCAGCUUAAGCAGUUAAAAAAUAGUCCAGGAAAGCUUCUGCUUAUGAGUGAAAUCUAUUCGUAGCUAGAAGAAAAUUUUGAAAAUGAAGAUGAAGAGUAUGAUGGAUAAAAUGCUAAUUAAGAUGCAUCUAAAAUAUAAGAUUUUUCUAACAUAAGUGUAAUAAAAGGAAGGAAUGCUACCUUUUUACCAAGCAUAAAUUAAUCGAGUUUAACAAUAGAUGGAGUAUAACAUAAAGACACUAAAUUAGAAAAGGAAAUCGAGGGUCUUGAUCAUUGGUAUAAAGGAGUUAAGUAAUGGAAAAAGUAAUAGGAAAAAUAAUAAUAGGAUCAGUAAACGUUGCAAACAGGAACAAUUGAAUAAAGCAAAUAAAAACAAAGUAGAUUUUUUCCUAGAUCAAAAUCUAGAAAACUCACAAGAGAAGAAUAGCAGCAACAGCAAGAAGAAGAUGAUAAAGAAGAACUCCUAAGCCCCAAAAAGAUUAAUGAAAGAAUGAAGAAUUUUACAUAAAAGAAUAAAGAUAGUGUUCUUUUAAUUGCAAAAAAACAGUUUGCUGAACUCCAAAACUCAAGAGAAUUUUCAUCUUCUUAACCAAUGACUCCUGAAAGUAAAAAAAUUAGCAACUCUGCUUUAAAUAACAGCAGGAUAAAUUUAGUCAACUUGCUUAAAAAUAAUCCAAGUUCAGAUGAAGAUACAAGAAAAAAUAGCUAAAAUUUUAGAUAAAGAAGCGAUAGCAUAAAAGAUAUUUUUUCUAAUGUAGUUAAAGAAAUAAACGAAUAAACUAAAGUUGAUGACAUACCUUCCAACAUAAGAGAUAUAAAAAAUACUGUUUUAAAAUACGUAAAUGAUGUACCUAAUCUCCAUACAAAAGAGGACAGUGCAUUUAAAAAAGAAGAUUUAACACCUGAAGGUAUAAAACGUAUUCUACAAACUUUUUAUUCGAUAGAUCCUGAUAAUGAAAGUACAAUGAAUAUGGUUGAAAAAGCUAAAAAUUAUGAAAAAAUAUCUAAUCUAGUUGAGCAAAAACUGCUUGAAAAUUUAAGAGACUCUGAAGCACUCAUAACUAACAAAUCAAAUACAGUCAGAAUUCUCCGCUUAGAGAAUCAUACAAUUAUGAAGAAAAUGAGAUAAAUUAAGGAGUUAUCAGCAAAAUUACAAGCAGAUAUUAAAGAAAUUACUGUACCUAACUAAAAUAAAGAAGAACAAUUAUUAGACCCUACAGUUUAAAAAGCACCAGAUAUAAAAAAGAUAUCAUUAGAUUCUUAACCUAAUACACCAAUGCUCCCAAAUAAAAAAGGGAUGAAUUUAAGCAAUAUGACUACAUCUAAUAGAUCAGCUUUAAUUGAAAGUGUCAUGGCUCAUACAAGUAGAAUACAUGAAAUAGAAAGAGAAAACUAGAUUCUCAAAGAAUCUUAUUAAAAAUUUGAAUUAAAAUAACACUAUAACUCUGAAAUAAUUUAAAGUAUUGAAGAUUAAAUAAAUCAAAAAAGAAAAGAUUUUAAGUAGCUCACUAAAGCAAAAAGAACUUUCUUGUAUGAAAUCUUAAAAUAUGGAAAAGACAGUAGAAAUGAAGGACUAUCUUGGAUUAUUAGGGCUAUCUAAAAUUUAGGAGAAAAAGUAUUUGACACACAUUUACCUGAUUUUCUAGAUAGUAAGGCUAAGGAUUUCUUACUUUAGAAAUCUUAGAAAAUAUAGGAGAUUUAGGAAAUAUAAACUCUUUAAAACGUAUCUCUUGAUAUUUAUAAGACAAACAUGUCAAUUAAUGACCAUAUGAAGACUGUCGAUAUGCCUGAUUAAACGAUUGGAGAUGUUUCUAUGAUAGGAAACCAAAAUAACAUCUCAAUUCUUUCAGGGCUUAACAAAUCAUAGCAAAAUAACUUAACUCUUCCAUCGAUUAAGCAAAAUGAUAACUCUAAAUUCAAUCAAAGUUUUAGUUAAGUUAAUGUAGAGAAAAUUAAACAUGAAGAAACAUUAGAUUUAAGAAAGAAAAUAAUGACUAACUUGCAUUAAAUGUUUGAGGGAUUAAGCUCAGAAGAGUUAGGAUCUCUUGAAAAGACAAUUGACUAACUUCAUGCUACUAAGCUUACUACAAAUGAUAUUAUUUAUAAUGAAACAAAAAAGAAAAUAAAAACACUUCUUAAUACAAGUAUGCCUGACUUAAAUAAAAAGAACUAAAAUUCAUUCAACUCGUAAACAUAAAAUUAGCAGCCUUCUGCUAAUAUUACUAAUUUCUUGGACAAUUUAGAGCAUGAACAGAUUAAGCUAAAUCAUAAAAUAGUACUUUAUGAAAAUAGCACAAUGCUAAAUAAAUAUGAUAGCAGAGAGCAAUUUAUAUAAGAAUAUGAGCUGCUUUCAAAGCGUUUGAGAGAAAAAGAAAAGUAACUAAAAUAGUUAGAAGACAAAGAAUUAAUUAGAGUAAUUAAAGAAUAUGAUUAUAAAAACUAUGAAAAAAGAUUUGGUGUAAAAUGUGGGUUAGUUUUAUCAACACUUUUAGGAAGUGUGCGUGCCGAUAGAGAAAUUAUUAAAAAUGGUAUGAACAAAAGAUGAAACUUUAUAAAAUAUAAAACAACAAUUCUAAAAAAUAAUAUGCAAUAAAUAUAUUUUUAAUAAAGCUUUGAAUUUUUAUAUUUAAAAUCUUAGUAUUAAUUUCUUCUUUGAAGUUGAUAACAUUUUCUGUAUGUUUAAUUAAAAACUAACUAAUUAUCUCUUU